Molecule: messenger RNA, 3627 nt
Organism: Hippocampus comes (tiger tail seahorse)
Lineage: Eukaryota; Metazoa; Chordata; Actinopteri; Syngnathiformes; Syngnathidae
Gene: efs
Product: embryonal Fyn-associated substrate
Exons: 8
Coding region: 311-3097 (928 amino acids)
Biological process (GO): cell migration; cell surface receptor protein tyrosine kinase signaling pathway
Cellular component (GO): plasma membrane; cytoplasm
Molecular function (GO): protein binding
Source: RefSeq, a predicted model, not a curated record
AUCCUUCCGUGUCUUUUGUAGAGCGACCAAAAUACGUUCACGUAGGAGAAGGCGGAGAUCAUUAUGUUGUCAUCGGCAGAAAAUGAUGGAACGCCAAUGGGCACUGGUUUUUUACGCUUGAGAAAAGCGCUUUUACCUCAUCUAUGUCUGAAAGCCUAUGUGGAGUUUACCGGCGAAUUCGAGCAAGGAAGGCCCAGCGUUUCUGAUUCACAAGGCAGAGACGAUGUGAGCUGAAUGGACCCCGUUGACCGACCGGAACACUCGAGUUCGACGUUCACCGAAACCCAAUAAGCCUCGCAACUUAACAGCCAUGUCUGUUUCUACGGUUUUGGCGAAGGCGCUCUUUGACAACACGGCAGAGAGCCCAGAGGAACUGGCUUUCAGGAAGGGGGACAUCCUGAUGGUUUUGGAGCAGGAGCAGAGCGGCGGGCCCGGCUGGUGGCUCUGCUCCCUGCACGGCCGUCAGGGCAUCGCUCCGGCCAAUCGUCUGCGCCUCCUCCAGACCGCUCCGGCCCCCAGCUCGGACUCCGUGUACUUGUCCCCCGGUCCACCGCUGUUGCGCGGUAGCGUGGACGACGCAGAGGCCGUGUACCGCUCCCCACCGGCCGCGGGCGAAAGCAGAGGAGACGGAACGGCAUCAAGACCUGGUGAGCUUCGCAAGGCGGACGUCGGUCGUCCGCGCUCACACUCCAGUUCCGGAUCCCGACCCAGGCCCGACUGGGAAAUCGGAGUUGCAAGUCGCCCACGCUCCCCUUCUUUAAGAGGACGGGGCAUGGAUAUGAGCGGAGCUCUCUAUCAGACUCCGGUGAGCCCCCUGCCCUCAUCCGCUCAGCAUGCCCGGCAGCCGGGAGCGCAAAUGGCUCCAGAGUCUGUCUACCUCUCCCCAAGCGGAGUUGCAAGAGUGGAUGAUGAUUCCGAGGACACCACAUAUCUGGUCCCUCGGGAAACGCUAACCACGGGACCCUCUGAUGACUGUUACUUGGUGCCAAAAGGAACACCACUUGCCGGUGAGGAUGUUUACCAAACCCCAACGGGAGGAGUUCUGGCCGCCUGCCCUCAUGGCCCCUCAUCAGUCAGCGGAACUCAUCAGUCGAAAGUGGGUCAGGACAUUCCUGGGAUGUACCAAACCCCCUCUUCUGUGGCGGUCAGCCUUCAAAGAACUUUAUCGUCCCCCGCCCAAGCGCCUCCUAGGCCCCUCCUAAAGGGCCCGUCAUCCAACCCUGCUGUAGCCAGAGGCAAACCGGGGCUCGCCUGCCCCCGGGGGUCCCCUUUGCUGGUUCGAGCCGCCCACCCUCGAGUUCCCGGGUCACCGAAUUUCACCCGGAAGCCCCCACCGCCGGCUCCCCCCGUGCGAGGAGUCACGCGGAAAGACGGGCAGCUGUCGGCACCUAUGUCAGGUGAUUGCGCUGUGGCCCCCAACCCGGGAUCUCAAGCACACGAGGUGAACAGGCAGACGAGUCAGGACCCGGAGAAAGGCGGCAGCGCACACAACAGCAAAGCGGAAAUCCAAGAUUAUGCAGAUCCUGUGAACGACCAGGUAUACGACACACCACCCAGCAGCCGGUGGCAGCGCGCCACGCCAACGGUCCUCAGCAACGGCGGCGACGGCAUCUAUGACACGCCUCGCACCGUCCCCCCACAUGUUGACUCGGAGACGGAGGUGUAUGACGUCCCCACCAUAACGCUGAACGGCUCCACAUCAGAAGCCCAACCAGGCACCGCCGCACCGGCCGACACGGACGACGUCUACAGUGUGCCCACUCUUCCGGGCGUGCCUGGGGGUCCCAGCCUUUCCGGGGAGGAGGCGAGCCAGAACGGUCAAACUUACUGCGUCGCAAGCUCCGAAAAGCGAGCAAGCGCAGGUGACCAGCAGCGGGACUCCCCUGACUGCGGGGUCUACGACAUGCCCGCCCUGAACGCGGACGCCCUUCCCCACUCGUCGUCGUCUUCCUCCACCUCCACUCGCCGUCUCUCCGUGUCCAGCAACGGGUCCGGGGACGUCCAGUGGAGGGCCUCGCUCUCCAGCCUUGUCCACGCCGUGCUGAGCGCCACUUCCUGCUCGCCCACCGCUCUGUUGUCUCGGGAUCUGGCCACGUCGCUCGCCGAAAUCCUGUCCACGUGGAAAGCCAGCCACUCCGGGGACCCUCCCCCGCCCCUUCAGCAGGCUUGGGCCCGCCUCUCGGACCUGCUGCCCGCGUUAUCGGCCAUCGGCGGUGCCCCUCCGUCGGAAGGUCUCCUUUCCCUGGUCCAGCGCUCCCUGGAGGAAAGCGCCCUCCUCUUGCAGUCUCAGGGUCGCCCCCGACUGCCUUCCCAGGAGUCUUUGUCCCGCAGGCCGCUGCCCGCUCUCCCGGUAUUGGACGGCAAGUCACCCGGAGGCGGAAUGGGCUCCCGGAAGAGCAGCUGGAUUCAAGAAAGGCCUCUGCCCCCGACUCCUCAGCCGGCCUUCCCCGUGCCUCCCGCCUUGGCCACGGUGACACUCGCAGUCGGCCACAGCAACGGAGAAGAAGAUCCGAGCAACGAAUACGCCGGGAUUGGCUUGACACCCGUCCCGGCCCUGGUCCCUAAUGGUGACAGUGUUGGAUAUGUGAAGUUGCAGGGAAAACCGGAGCUCCCCCUGGCUCAGAACGGACAAACGAUCACCUCAGAGCCGAGGCUGACGCCGUCGCCUCCGCUGCCGGUGUCCCUGUCGCUGGAGGAUUCGGAGCUGCUGUGCUUCUACUCGUCGCAGAGCCUCGCUCACCUGUCCUGCCUGGCCGACGCCAUCGACGUGCUCUUCACCAGCGUGCGGGGCAACCAGCCGCCGCGCAUCUUCGUGGCGCGCGGCAAGAGCCUCAUCGUGACGGCGCACAAGCUGGUGUUCAUCGGCGACACGCUCUCCCGCCUCCUCACCUCCGGCGACCUCCGCGCCAAGAUCACAACCUCCGGGGGUCGCCUUUGCCAGGCCUUGAAGGCGGUGGUCGUGGCGACAAAGGGCGCGGCGCAAAACUACCCGUCGGUGUCGGCGUCUCAGGAGAUGGUGGACCGGGUGGCCGAGCUCUCUCAGCAGGCCGCCGGCUUCUCCGCUCUGCUCCAGCGCCUGGCCGAGAUCUCCUCGUGAUGUUUUGGAACGGCCGCGGGAAAAGCCUUGUUGACGCCACACGCCGUCUUUCUCUCUCUCUCUUGGAAAAUGCCUUAUUUUGUGAUGACACUUUUUUGGGGGGGGCGGUUGUUAUCUUCAGUUUCGUGGCUCGACUUUGCCCUUUCCCCUCUUGUGCGUCUUAACUUAUCAAGGACCAGAAGCUGCUCUUUGGAGCUUUGCUUUCAAAUCUAUCGUUCCCUACCGAUUUUAAGUAUCAGAGGUGGGGGAGACUGAAGUUUAUGAACAACUCCGUUAGGCUUGAACGACUCGACCUGACGAGUCUGUUUACAUUCAGGAAUCUGCAGUUUUCAGGUCGACUCACAUUUGUUUUGUGUGAAGAAAAGCGAUGCUACGUAGCACAACCUAGCCGUAAGCUGUGACGUGAAGCGCACGCUCAAAUCCGGUCUGAAAAAAAAACCAAAAUAACAAUUAAAACAGUCAUGAAAUGAGGAGUACAAUCCUCAAUUCAAGCAGAACGAUCUGCCAAUACGAAGGAAAGUUGUCUUGAA